AUGGAAGGCGAAGCUUCAUUGUUUGAGACUAGUGAAAUACUGGCAACCUUUCUGGCCUCCACACCACUGCUAUCUGAGUCCUGGAAUAUUUGCAGCCAUGCCAACGCCACAGCACCGCAAAGUUUUAUCUCGAAUCGAAUCGGGGCCGUGACUUAUGUUGCCUUUUCCGGGGUGCAAGCGGUUGCCGGGUUGGAACCCGGUUGCAGGAAUCUGGUACCGUUGCACGAGACUGCAACCGGGCUGUUUCCUGCGUUGCAUCGGCAUGUUGACGGCGAAGACCCGGUCAUGGUUCACGAGGGGUUGUUGCAUCUGUUCCUGUCUAUGUAUAACAGCCAAAUCUUCCAAAACCAGGUCAGUUUCUUCAUGUUUCAUCAUAUGCAUAUCCCAUAA
Messenger RNA from Ilex paraguariensis (yerba mate), 390 nucleotides. NCBI's taxonomy places the organism in Eukaryota, Viridiplantae, Streptophyta, Magnoliopsida, Aquifoliales, Aquifoliaceae. The record is from the annotation of a GenBank genome assembly.